AUGUCUCUGGACAGUGUGUGGGCUCCACAGGCAGCAGACAUAGGGGAUGGGCCUGCCACAAGAGCUGGUGACCAGGCCUCUAUGCAUUCACAAGUCCUCCACACUGCCUCUCUAAAGGAUGGCCCAGCAAAGAGAGCAGUGUGGGUCCGUCGGGACAGUGCCGAGGUGGAAGACCCUGCUAAGUCAACUGUGUCCAAAGACAGGCCGAGGCUAGAGGUGACCAAAGCAGUGGUUGUCGACCUUGGCACCGGCUUCUGUAAAUGUGGCUUUGCUGGCCUGCCAAAGCCCACUCAUAUGAUCUCAACAACAGUGGGCAAGCCCUACAUGGAGACAGCCAAGACUGGGGAUAAUCGAAAAGAGACCUUUGUGGGGCAUGAGCUCUUUAAUCCAGAGAUACAUCUCAAGCUGGUCAACCCCCUACACCAUGGCAUCAUUGUGGACUGGGACACAGUGCAGGACAUCUGGGAAUACCUCUUCCGACAUGAAAUGAAGAUCGCCCCAGAGGAGCACGCAGUCCUGGUUUCAGACCCACCCCUGAGCCCUCACACCAACAGAGAGAAGUAUGCUGAGAUGCUGUUUGAGACCUUCAACACACCUGCAAUGCACAUCGCCUACCAGUCCCGCCUGUCCAUGUACUCCUACGGACGCACCUCUGGCCUGGUGGUGGAGGUUGGCCAUGGCGUGUCCUAUGUGGUCCCCAUCUAUGAGGGCUAUCCUUUGCCCAGCAUCACAGGGAGGCUAGACUAUGCAGGGUCUGACCUGACAACCUACCUGAUGAGCUUGAUGAACAGCUCUGGAAAAUACUUCACUGAGGACCAGAUCAGCAUUGUGGAGGACAUUAAGACAAAAUGCUGCUUUGUGGCUCUAGACCCCAUUGAAGAGAAGAAAAUCCCUCCCAUUCAACAUGAGAUCCAUUAUACUCUGCCUGAUGGGAAAGAGAUCCGUCUGGGCCAAGAGAGGUUCCUCUGCUCAGAGAUGUUCUUCAAGCCGUCUCUGAUCAAGUCCAUGCAGCUGGGCCUCCACACCCAGACAGUGUCAUGCCUUAACAAGUGUGACAUUGCCCUCAAGCGAGACCUCAUGGGGAACAUCCUGCUCUGUGGGGGCAGCACUAUGCUUCGGGGCUUCCCUAACCGUCUGCAGAAGGAAUUGAGCAGCAUGUGUCCCAACGACACCCCCCAGGUAAAUGUGCUGCCUGAGAGAGACACUGCAGUGUGGACUGGUGGCUCUAUCCUAGCCUCACUCCAGGGUUUUCAACCACUGUGGGUCCACCGCUUUGAGUAUGAGGAGCAUGGGCCUUUCUUCCUGUACAGAAGGUGCUUCUGA
This is a messenger RNA of Psammomys obesus (fat sand rat), 1323 nucleotides long. It is a transcript of the gene Actl7a, whose product is annotated as actin like 7A. Lineage: Eukaryota; Metazoa; Chordata; Mammalia; Rodentia; Muridae. The record is from RefSeq and is a predicted model, not a curated record. Gene Ontology annotation, cellular component: cytoplasm; nucleus. The coding region runs from base 1 to 1323 and encodes 440 amino acids. The transcript has a single exon.